AUGGCAGUGACGACUACAAUAACUGAAAUAGACAAUAGCGCAUACAAAUACAGACAACAGCUGUUUAAGACUAAAUGCAAAAUUUACCUAGGUAGAGCGGAGAAACUCAAUAGCAUCACACAACGAAUAUUGCCACUUGGUCGAGUAACCAAUAAAGAUGCUUCGGAUCUAGAAUCGAGUUGGCAGUACAACAUAAUAUUAUGGUCACAGAUGAUGAAUCUAUCCACAGAUAACGUAUUCUAUACAUUAUUUCAAUUCUCAAUAUUUUGUGUUCUACGUCGUAUACCUUGCUACCAACAAAGUAAUGAUGAGAAGUAA
Molecule: messenger RNA, 318 nt
Organism: Rhopalosiphum maidis (corn leaf aphid)
Lineage: Eukaryota; Metazoa; Arthropoda; Insecta; Hemiptera; Aphididae
Exons: 4
Coding region: 1-318 (105 amino acids)
Source: RefSeq, a predicted model, not a curated record